Molecule: messenger RNA, 1438 nt
Organism: Aegilops tauschii subsp. strangulata
Lineage: Eukaryota; Viridiplantae; Streptophyta; Magnoliopsida; Poales; Poaceae
Product: 2-hydroxyisoflavanone dehydratase
Molecular function (GO): hydrolase activity
Source: RefSeq, a predicted model, not a curated record
CCUUUUACUCUUGUCGAUCUCUCGAUCGGGCAGGGACAACAACGGCCGGCGUCUACUUUGACUUGACUGGUCAACGAUGAUGGCGUGUCAGCAGGUGAAUCGAAGCUAGCUUCGGCAGCGGCGAUCACGAGGAAGAUAGCGUGCGAAGACCAUCAUCUACUCCAAGUAGUCCUUGAGCUAAUCAAUGGCGGAGAAGUAUUAAUUAGGGCCCGUGUCUCAUCUCUCGACCACAGUCUGACGACCCACAUUGCAUGCGCGCGAUGGAUCCAGCUCCAGCAGCCAGCAAGAUGCGGUUCGACUCGCCGGCGUUCCGCGUCCAUGAGGACGGCCGCGUGGAGCGCUUCUUUGGCACGGACACCACCGAGCCCGGCUUCGACGCGGCUACCGGCGUCACCUCCAAGGACGUCGUCCUCGACGGCGCCACCGGCGUCUUCGCCCGCCUCUACCUGCCCGCGCUCCCCGACGGCCCCGACCGCGGGAGGAGGCUGCCCAUCCUCGUCUACUUCCACGGCGGCGGUCUGGUCCUCGGCUCGGCCGCCUCCCAGAUGUACCACGGCUACCUCAACUCCGUCGUCUCAAGGGCCGGCGUCCUGGCCGUGUCCGUCGACUACCGCCUCGCGCCGGAGCACCCGAUCCCGGCGGCCUACGAGGACUCCUGGAUGGCGCUCGGCUGGGCCGCGUCGAGGGCCGACCCGUGGCUGUCGGAGCACGGCGACGCCGGCCGCAUCUUCCUGGCCGGCGACAGCGGCGGCGCCAACAUCGUCCACAACAUGGCGAUCAUGGCCGGAAGUGCUGAUGAUGACAACGGUUUACCCGUGGGGGCGGUGGUGGAGCGGGUGAUCCUGCUGCACCCCAUGUUUGGCGGGAAGGAGCCGGUGGACGGCGAGGCGGCGGACACGAGAUAUCACAUGGAGAAGCUCUGGGCCCUGAUAUGCCCGGACGGCGACGGUCUAGGGGUGGACGACCCGAGGCUGAACCCGAUGGCUCCUGCGGCGCCGAGGUUGCGCGCGCUGGCUGGCCGGAGGCUGCUCGUCUGCUCGGCCGAGAGGGACUUCGCGCGGGCGAGGGCCGCCGCGUACUAUCAGGCUGUCAAGGGGAGCGGGUGGCCUGGCACGGCGGAGUGGGUGGAGUCCCCGGGGGAGGAGCAUGGGUUCUUCCUCCUCCAGCCGGAGCGCGACGAGUCGUCGGCCCUCAUGGACCGGGUGGUCGCCUUCCUCUCCGGCGAAUGAUCUAAAGAAGAUCGACUUUUCUGGUCAAUAAUAGAUUUUUUUUACCGGUCAAUAAUACUUUACACAAACUGAAAAAGGGGUGCUGUUUGUGACGGGUCGGUGAAUCUCAGCCCUUGAUAUGCCCUUCUUUAAAUAUCCAACGACCCACAUUUUGUUUCAUUCUUCAAAGAAUCAUACUUUUCUACGGCGGUGGAAAGCCGGGCAAUGCA